Molecule: messenger RNA, 1155 nt
Organism: Argiope bruennichi
Lineage: Eukaryota; Metazoa; Arthropoda; Arachnida; Araneae; Araneidae
Product: mucin-3A-like
Exons: 1
Coding region: 1-1155 (384 amino acids)
Source: RefSeq, a predicted model, not a curated record
AUGCACACUUACCCAAAAUACAGGCCCUCCACUCCUCACUCCACUACACCGCACGCCUCCACACCAUUCACUCCUCACUCUACACUACACCGCACGCCUCCACACCAUUCACUCCUCACUCUACACUACACCGCACGCCUCCACACCAUUCACUCCUCACUCUACACUACACUACACCGCACGCCUCCACACCUUUCACUCCUCACUCUACACUACACCGCACGCCUCCACACCAUUCACUCCUCACUCUACACUACACCGCACGCCUCCACACCAUUCACUCCUCACUCUACACUACACCGCACGCCUCCACACCAUUCACUCCACACUACACUACACCGCACGCCUCCACACCAUUCACUCCUCACUCUACACUACACCGCACGCCUCCACACCAUUCACUCCUCAUUCUACACUACACCGCACGCCUCUACACGUUCCACACCAUAUUUUACACAAUACCGCACUUUUCACUCCUUUAAAAUUUACCUUCUUCAUGACUCGCAUUUCAAAUGUCAUCUACCACUGCACACAAUUUUCACCUUUUGUGCAUUACCCAUUCCAACAAACCAACAACGGUCAUUUCACUCGCACAUUACCCACUCCAGCAGCCCGGCAGCUCUCACCCCACACAUUACCCACUCCAGCAGCCCGGCAGCUCUCACCCCACACAUUACCCACUCCAGCAGCCCGGCAGCUCUCACCCCACACAUUACCCACUCCAGCAGCCCGGCAGCUCUCACCCCACACAUUACCCACUCCAGCAGCCCGGCAGCUCUCACCCCACACAUUACCCACUCCAGCAGCCCGGCAGCUCUCACCCCACACAUUACCCACUCCAGCAGCCCGGCAGCUCUCACCCCACACAUUACCCACUCCAGCAGCCCGGCAGCUCUCACCCCACACAUUACCCACUCCAGCAGCCUGGCAGCUCUCACCCCACACAUUACCCACUCCAGCAGCCUGGCAGCUCUCACCCCACACAUUACCCACUCCAGCAACCUCUCAGCGUUCGAGUUUGCAUCAUACGUAUUUGGCAAUAUUCUAAAGAUAAAGCAAAGAAAAUUACUUCAUACUUUUAUCUAUCCACUCUGUAUCAUUGAUCUGAAGUUCCCGACUACUUUUAUACCAACAUUCACAUUUUACAUCACCUAA